GGCACGAUGCUGCGGGAGGGCUGGGCGCUGGCAACCUUUGCUGCAACGGGGUGGCCGGGAGCUUGCUCUUGCCUAACACCCAGUGCAGAGCAAAACAAAUUUCUCACCAGAAAAGAAUGUUUUGGCCCAAUUCUGAAAAAACCCCGAGCACGUCCCCUGGGAAAAGGCAGGUCAGGCUGUGGCUGCUUCCCCCCCCAAGCACCGCAGCAUCCCCACGGCGCAGGUUUCCUGUCCUGCAGACCAAUUCAGUAGGGUCGACCCCUCCAGGAGGUCUCAGCGCUGCAAACCCCCAUGGGGAUCAGCACUAAAAUACAGCCACAGAAACAGCAACAAAACACUUCUUCCCUGGAUAUCAGCAGCUGUAAUUCCUACCCUGGCUUGCCCCAGAAGUCAACAGCACCAGGAAAUAUCCCUUAAAUCAGCAAUGCUUCCCUGCGGUAUAACCCAGGCAUCAAGCUCUACCAUCCUCAUCCAGCAACAUUUGGUCCUGGGGAAGACGAGGAGGAAGGAGCGGGCAGCCCUUUGCCCAACAGCUGCUGUUUGCAAGGCAUAAAUCAAGGAUCAAAUCCUCGCCAAGAUGGGAGAGGGGCAAUCAGGCAGACAGAUUGCAGGCCAGGAUGAGUUGAAACACAAUCUCCCUGUUUAAAUUUUGGGUGAAUUUUAACUACCUAUGUAUUUGUCUGCUUGGACAGCUGGCUGUAUGAAUCCAUUCAUACGGAGGUCCAAGUGCUGAUGUGUUGGCUCAGAUACUGCACUCCCUCAGUACAUUGCACGAAAUUGAGCUGUAAAAGUGGUAUUUUGCAUAUCACAAAAGAGAAACAAACUCCACAUCCUCCCAGGGAUGCGGGUUCAGCCCAGGGGGUGUGUGUUAUUCCACUUUUGGAGAAGGGCUACUGCAAACCUGCCAUGGGUAGAGGGGUUGGGGCGGGCGGUCUUUCACCUGGCAGCUCAGGCAGUUUGAUGCACAAAAAUAGACUUUAUUCCCCAGUGAUAAAAACUGGCUGCGGACUCAGAAAAUAUUGAAUUAUGGCAAGCUCUGGUUCACCUAAUUAACUCACUGCCAUCCCAAGGGUCUACGUAAAUUGGUCCGGAGAGCUGAUGAGGCAAACGGCAUGUGCUAGAUGGGGGAAGAGAUUUUGCUGAGGCCCUGAGCCGAGUUCCCUUUUCUCACCAUCUCUCCGAUUUCCACCCAAGUUGCAUCCUUGUUCCCUGCCUCAGUUUCCCUAUCAGUGAUGGGGGGGAUUUCCUCUCCCUGGCUGGGUGCCUGCCUGCACCGGGGUUCCCCAUAAAGUGGUGCAGAGCUGUAUGCACCUCAAUCUCUGCCAGAAGAAAACUGCUAAGGUGUUUGGCAUCAUCUAUUUAAUUAGAGAUUCUCUCCAAGCAAACAACAUGACUGUCCUCUUUUUUCACCCUUCCAUUAUAUGCCACUAGCAUUUAUUUUUUUUUUCCCCCUCACUCUGCUGCUUGCCUUAUUUUGCUUCAACAUAAAGAUGAAUCAGAAACCUCGUGUGAUGGUCCAUGAGCGUUGCCUGCUCUGGUUUGAGAGCAAGACUAUGCACAGCGCCCAGCAGGUAUGGGGAAAGCGAUGGAGCAUCCCCACACGCAAGGAGCACCUGGGCGCUGACAAGCUCCUGCUAACAAGAAAACCGGCAUACAGUGCUUUUACUCGAUCCUACCUUCAGCCGCAGCCUGUUCUUGGCUCACGGUGCUGCAUCUCAUCCGCUUUGGUAAGUCAGGAGGGGAGGAUGCUUUGUACUGGCUGCAUUUUCUCCCUGCCCAGGUAAGUCACGAUGGACACAGUAAGAUAUAGAAUGGCAUUUUCUAACCGAGACAUCAAAAAACUAAUAGUCACCCAGGAACAGAGCGGUUCCCAUUCUCCCUCAAGUUGUCCCAUUUUGUUCAGGGAGGUAUUGGGAUGCUGAGAUACCCAGAGCCACACAUGGAUUCAACCCCAGUCUGUCCCACUCAUCCCAGUCCACUGAAACCUCCCCGGGUGAAGGGCUCCCCCACCAUAGGGCAUCCUGCAGCCAGCGCCUCUGGCAACGCCGAGAGAGACUCGCACACAAAGCGGGACCGAUAUGGCGAGGAUUGUCAAUAUUUGCCCACUUUGGGUUCUCCAAAGGAGGGGCCCCGUCGCAUGGGUACAAUGGCCAUAAAAGCGACCAGCGGCACUUCGGGCUCACCCAAACACCGGAGCUGCCACCGCCAGGCAUGAAGCUCUUCUGGCUGCUCCUCUGCCUCGCAGGGCUGGUCCCCGCCAGCUGCAACGUGUUACAGUUUGGUGCAAUGAUUAAAUUCAAGACCAAGAAAUUGCCGCUGUCCUACAAUGGUUACGGCUGCUACUGUGGCUUGGGGGGAUCCAAACAGCCGCUGGAUGCGACUGACUGGUGCUGCCAUGCCCACGACUGCUGCUACAAGAAGUUGGCUUCCUCUAGCUGCAGUCCCAAACUGGUCACAUACGAAUACACCAUCUCGGGAAGCCAGAUAGUCUGUGGAUCCAAGACUUGGUGCAAAAGACAGAGCUGUGAGUGCGACAGGCAGGCGGCAGAGUGCUUCCAAAAGACAGCCAGGACCUACCACAACCCUUACAAGAAUUACCCAUGGUUUCUGUGCAAGGGCAAAACUCCCUCCUGCUAGACAUGUUGGGGUCAAAAUUUGAUGGAAACAGUCUAAAUUGUGGGGGUUUUGCCUCCCCUGUGCCCAGGCUGGCGGCACCACAAAGACGUCUGGUGCCUUUCCCCACAGCCGGUGCACAGGGAAAGCCCGCUCCUCACCAUUAAAUAAAUCAUAAAAAUGAGGGAAUCCCUGCAAAUAAAAAUACGUUU
Grus americana (Whooping crane) is the source of this 2825-nucleotide messenger RNA. RefSeq names its product group IIE secretory phospholipase A2-like. NCBI's taxonomy places the organism in Eukaryota, Metazoa, Chordata, Aves, Gruiformes, Gruidae. Gene Ontology annotation, biological process: phospholipid metabolic process; arachidonate secretion; lipid catabolic process. The coding region runs from base 2212 to 2637 and encodes 141 amino acids. Gene Ontology annotation, molecular function: calcium ion binding; phospholipid binding. The transcript has 4 exons. The record is from RefSeq and is a predicted model, not a curated record.